This is a messenger RNA of Cetraspora pellucida, 143 nucleotides long. NCBI's taxonomy places the organism in Eukaryota, Fungi, Glomeromycota, Glomeromycetes, Diversisporales, Gigasporaceae. The record is from the annotation of a GenBank genome assembly.
AUUUGUAUUUUGAUAAAGUUAUUUUACCAAUAAUUGCAUUAGCAACUGUAGCAGUUAAUUUAGUAACUGAGGAUUCUGGAACUAAUAUAGAAUUAUUUGAUAUAAUUAUUUCAACAUUAUGGUUAAUUUCAUUCAUAUUGGAG